Messenger RNA from Ornithorhynchus anatinus (platypus), 1986 nucleotides. Its product is annotated as semaphorin-3F-like. The transcript has 17 exons. Gene Ontology annotation, molecular function: semaphorin receptor binding; chemorepellent activity. Bases 1 to 1986 code for a protein of 661 amino acids. The record is from RefSeq and is a predicted model, not a curated record. Gene Ontology annotation, biological process: negative regulation of axon extension involved in axon guidance; negative chemotaxis; axon guidance. Lineage: Eukaryota; Metazoa; Chordata; Mammalia; Monotremata; Ornithorhynchidae.
AUGGAGUUGAUGAAGGACCGGCUCUGGCUAGUUUCCUCCCAGAUAGGCGGCUGGGUGCGGGUCAAAGCCCUCCGCGGUUGGUAUCCAGUGGCUCCAGCCAAGGCAAGGCGCGCCUCUGUCUUGCUGCUUCUUCUGGCUCAGGGCUCCCUCCUGGGUGAAGCCAGCUCAUUGCACUUUUCUCGCCUUUCCUUAACCUUCAAAGAGCUUCUAAAGACCCAUGCAGCCAAGGAAUUCAUCUUCAACUUUGAGACCAGAGACUUCCGCCUCCUGCACAUGGACCAUGACCGGAUCUAUCUGGGUUUACGUGACUACCUGGUGUCCUUCGGCCAGUCGAAGAUGAACGAGGACCCGCUUAUUAUCAAGUGGCCAGCAUCACCGGAGCAGGAGAAGACUUGCCAGAGGAAGAUGAAAAGGGGCCAGGAAAACCUGUGCUUCAACUUCCUCCGUAUCAUCCAGCCGCCGAACCGGACUCACCUGCUGGUGUGUGGGACUGGGGCCUUCAGUCCCAUAUGUGCCAUCGCCAACCGUGGCAGGCACAUUCAGGAUUAUGUGUUUCAUAUGGUGCACAACAGCCAGACCUCAGGGCUGGGAAGUUGUUCCUACACCCCCAACUCCGAGACCAUGGCCACAUUCAUUGAUGGGAAUCUGUACACCGGCAUGCACAUGAACUUCUUAGGCAGUGACCCCGCCAUCUUCCGCUCCGCGGGUCGCCUCCCGACCCUCCGCUCCGACCCGUACAACAACCUCUGGCUCAAUGCUCCUGCGUUCCUGAAGGCCUUCAAGAUCUCAGACAGCAUCAACUGCAAUGACGACAAACUCUACUUCCUCUUCCGGGAGAAUACGAUCCAAAGCUUUCCAGAACCGACUACGCUCCCUCUUGUCGGUCACGUUUGCUUGAAUGACGUCGGAGGGCAGUACCUACUCAUGAACAAGUGGACGACAUUCCUGAAGGCCCGGCUAAUGUGUUCCGUGACCGAGGAUGGCAAGGAGAUCCUUUUCAACAAACUCCAGGACGUCUUUAUCCAUCCUAUCCAUGACAAGAGAGACCCUCUGAUCUAUGGCAUCUUCACCACCCCUCCUAGUGACCCAUUUCAGGGCUCAGCCAUCUGUGUUUAUUCCAUGGCUGACAUCCGGGCAGCCUUUAAUGGGUCUUUCACUGACAAGAUAAGCUCCAUUAACACGGAGAAGCCUGACGAAGGUGACGUGCCCACGCCUCGACCUGGCUCGUGCCCAGGGGGUGUUUCGGCCCCAGACUUCCACUCCUCCAAGGCCUUUCCCAGUAAGAUGAUCGAAUUCAUCCGCACCCAUCCACUGAUGUUCAACCCCGUGUACCCUCUGCAACGCCGGCCUCUGUCUGUGCGCAUAGGCCCCAACUCCACCUUCACUACUGGGGUCAUGGACGUCUCGGAUACUGUCGAAGGAAGCUAUAAAGUGUUCCCUCUAGGCACAGCCCACGGUACGGUGCAGAAGGUGGCGGUGCUCGAGCGGAACGGGACCAGUGAGGCCGUGAACCUGGAAGAGGUAGAGGUGUUCCGGACCCCAGCCCCGGUGAAGACCAUGAUGAUCUCGUCUAAGUGGAAAGAUCUCUUCGUGUCCUCGGAUACGGGCGUGAGCCAGCUGAAGUUGUAUCGCUGUCCACCUUACAAGGCCUGUGCCCUGUGCUGCAGGGUCCGGGACCCCUACUGCAACAGGCCUUGGAAGAGUUGCUCCCCUAAAGUCAAAAGAGGCCUGUCCCCUCCCACGCCUUACUGGGCCGGAAAUAACCCCCAGGCCAGGCUGCCUCUGUGCAACAUCGGGUGUGAGCACAAGGCGGGCACGGUUCUCACCUACCUGACCCGGCGGGCACCGCUGCGUGUUGUUAGCGCUGAUGACCCGGGGCCGGUGCCGGCAGGGAGCCAGCCGGAACACUUAGACUUAGCGGAGGAGUACGCGUGCCACCAUCUUACGGCCCGCCCGUACGGGCUGGCCUCCCCGGCCUUCACCUAG